AUGGGUGUGAAAACUUGCUACAACAAGGCUUGCUCCAACCAAGGGAAAUUUAACGAAGAAGAAAAUGGACCUGAAGCUUGUAGAUUUCACGCGGGAGGGCCUGUUUUUCACGAUGCUUACAAGGGCUGGAGCUGUUGUAAGAAACGCGUGACGGAUUUUGGCGAGUUCUUGGCGAUUCCAGGCUGUACCGCUGGCCCCCAUAAUCCCGAAAAGAGCGAGGCGGCACCUGUAAAGCCAGACGUAAAAAACACCGGCGCCAAAGAAAAACCCGCUUUUUCGAAAGAAAGAGACCCGAAAAACUAUGGAAAAGAAACGUAUGUUUCCGCGCCGCCAAGUCGAGAAAAAUUGGCAGCUCAAGAAGAAACGAAUGAUUCAGAAGAGGUUGAGCAGAAAUGCUCCCUGAAGGCGAAGAUUUUGAGCUCGCUGAAGACGGAGCUGGCGAAAAUGGAAUUGGCGGAGAAGAAUAGGGCCGAUUUGACGAAAACUGUUCAAGUCGGCUGGCCUUGUAGCCGCUCAGGCUGUUCCGAAACUUACAAAGGCGAAGCUAGCAACGCCAACUGCUGUCAUUACCAUCCUGGCGUGCCGAUCUUCCACGAAGGCAUGAAAUUCUGGUCCUGUUGUGAGCGAAAAACAUCCGACUUUACCGCCUUCCUCAAUCAAGCCGGAUGCGAGAAAACAGACAAUCACGAUUGGGUGCACCCGGACGAAGCAGCGCUCAAAUCGAAGGAAAACGCGAGAUAUGAUUACCACCAAACACCGACUAAUAUCACCCUCAAUGUUUACUGCAAAGGAGUUAUUCCGAAAGAAACUACAGUUCAUGUGUCAAACAAACGAAUCGACAUUGAUUUUUGCUUUGGAAUCAGAAAGACAAAAAUGUCCGUGGCGGUUUCCGAACUUUGGGGAAAAGUAGUAGCAACGAGCUCGAAACUCAACAUUGGCAGCACGAAGCUGGAGCUAAUUAUGAAGAAGAAAACGAGUGGAACAUGGAAGAAGUUGCACGCCGAGGAGAUAGGCGCCACCGUGUUUUUCGGAAUGAGAGAUAAGAAGCCGGACAUUUGGCCAGAAAAUGUCGUCGAUGAUAACGGAGAAUCAGCCCCUGCCAAAGCCGACCUGAAAGCAGCUCUUCCAAAAGUAGAAACAAAAGCGUCCCCACAUCCGUUCGGAAAUGUCAAGAGCAUCAACCUCAAGCCCGGCUUUGGUUUUGUGACGUUUGAUGAAGAGGAAGAUGCAGAAAGAGCACUUGAUUCGCUAGAAAGAAACGCAAAAUUGUGCGGCUAUCGCGUUGAUAUAAAGCCUGCAAGAGAAGAUACUAAAGAUGUAGAGAGAAACUUCGAGAGAAAUAUCUCUCCCCAAAGAAGGGAUACUCCUCAAAAAAGGGAAACUCCCCAAAGAAGGGGCACUUCCCCAAGAAGGGACACUCCUCAAAGACGGAACUCUCCCCCGAGGGGGCUUCCUGAUAGAAGGACUGUUCCUGAUAGACGGGGAAAUAAUCCAGAAAAACGGGAUUCCGUUGUUCCAAGAGUUCCAUCUGUCAGAGGUGACCGAGGCAGAUCUGGUGGUCCAGUAAUCAGAGAUAUGCGAAGAAGACGAAGCCGAAGCAGAAGCCGCACAAGAAGUCGAAGCCGAAGUCGCGGUCGAACUCGGGGCUACAACAGAGAUUACUGCUUGAAAGUUACGAAUUUGACGACACGCGCGAGCUGGCAAGACUUGAAGGAUUUUAUCAGAAAAGAAACUGAUGUCGAAACGGCUUUUUGUGAAGCGCAUCGAGUGAAAGUCAGAGAGGGACUAGUUGCUUUACGAACAAAGAACGAUAUGAAGCUCGUCUUGAAAUACUGCGAUAACCAGCUUAUAAAUGGAAAAGAAGUUUUCUUCCACGAAAUGAUAGUUGAUCAUCGAUCCAUCAGUCGCUCGCCGGUCAGAAAUCGUCGAAGAAGUUAA
This is a messenger RNA of Oikopleura dioica, 1938 nucleotides long. Lineage: Eukaryota; Metazoa; Chordata; Appendicularia; Copelata; Oikopleuridae. The record is from the annotation of a GenBank genome assembly.